CACCUGCGCCUGCGCACCGCCAUCUUGUUAAAAGAGCCCGCUUCUCCCUCGGCAGGUCGCUUGUUUGCCACGGGCGGGGUUGCACCAUCCGGCAGGGCGGGGCCCGGCCAUGGCGACCGCGGAGCCCAGCGGUCGCGCGGUGCGGUUGUCUUCCCCGGGCCCCCGGCCCAGCGGGGCUCGGGACCGCGCGCCGGGAGCUGCGGGGCCACCCUCCGGGCAGAUCGGUAAUAGAGCCCUUCGUCUGGGGGAGCGCACUCCCACGGCCGUGGAAAAGCGGGGGCCAUACAUGGUGACGCGCGCACCCUCCAUUCAAGCCAAGCUGCAGAAGCACCGGGACCUGGCCAAGGCCGUUCUGCGGAGAAAAGGCAUGCUGGGGGCCUCGCCGAACCGCCCAGACUCUUCAGGGAAAAGGUCAGUGAAGUUUAACAAGGGCUAUACUGCUCUUAGCCAGAGUCCAGAUGAAAACCUGGUGUCCCUCGACUCUGACAGUGAUGGGGAGCUGGAAUCCAGAUACUCCUCCGGGUAUUCAUCUGCAGAGCAGGUGAACCAGGAUGUGAGCCGGCAGCUGCUUCAGGAUGGGUAUCACCUGGAUGAGAUUCCAGAUGACGAGGACUUGGACCUCAUCCCCCCUAAGCCCAUGGCCUCUUCAACAUGCUCCUGCUGCUGGUGCUGUCUUGGGGACUCUUCCUCCUGUACCCUCCAGUAGACAUUACCCUCGAAGAUGGGCCCUGCUCACCAUGAGGCCUACAGAGCCCUGUUGGCCACUCAUAGCUCACACAGUGCAGUGAGCACUGAAGUCACUGACCCCUAGAAAGUGACCUGCAGGUAGCCCUUACCUGUUGCUUCUCAGGCCAGAGGCCGCCAUCUGGGCUGUGGGCUAAUAGGUAGAAUUCUGUAGUUUUCCUCUGCUGUUGGAGCAGAGUUUGGAGAAGUCACUUUAAUAAGGGCAGGACAGAGAAUUCUGGUUCUUAUGGUGGGUGACAAAGGUGGCUAAGGAAAACACUUGUAGACAGCUUGACUGGUAUUUGUCAUAGUGCUUCAGGGAGGCAAAAAGGGAGCUCUUGUGCCCAGGCUGUGCUAGAUAGUGUUGUAUAGAGGCAGAAAAUAGCACUUUAUGGUUUAUUAUAGCUGGCAAUCCAAAAAAGAACUUAACUGUUUGAGACCGGUUCGAGAAAUUCCAUUUGCUCUAUUCUUCCUAGCUCUAAGAUGGUUUGCAGGCUUGACCUUCAAGAGAGCAUAGAGUGAGUCCUUUUGUCCCUCUUCAGGUUGCACCUGUCUAACUAUGACAGGGAUCAUAGCAGGUUGCUUAAUGACACAGCAGUAUCCUGGCUUCCAGAAUCCCUGGACCUGGGGCAUCCCCAACUGGUCCAACUGUCCGGGUGAGUUUAGUGAUUCUGGUUUGCCCUUCCCUAGUUAGAGAAAAACUGCUCCGACAUGUUCAUAUUUAUUUAUUUGUAUUUCCUUGGUCUGGGCGAGUUUCUUCACCCAGUCUUUGAGCUAAAGAUUAGGUCGAAGGUACUGGGGCUGGCCCCAGAAGCCUGCAGUUUUUAUUAUUACCAGCAGAGGGAGCUACAGGGAGCAGUCCGGUGCCUUCCUAUUUGUUUACUUUUUAAACUUUUGAGAAGUAGCAAUGGUCUCGUGAGAGUGGGUAUACAGCUGUGUGGGCUUUGUCCUAGACUGAGGCUUACAGACAGGAAGGGUAGGAGAGACCUAAGCCAGCUCCUAGACCCUUGCCUGAGGAAAUCAGUCCACCAGUGUAGAGGGCCUCCCUUCACUCCCUUCAUUCUAUUGCCAGAUUCUUCUGGUCACAGCAUGGGCCUCACUGGAUACUCAGGAUUGGGCUUUAAGCAGAACUCUGGGUGUAACACAGCCUCUUUCAGCCCCCAGCCCAAACAGCAGAAAUAGGCAUAAUUUCUGCUGUGACACCCCCUACCCACAAAUUGGAGAGUAUCUCUUGCUAUACUCUAUACCAAGCCUCUUUCUAGAAUUUUUCCAACAGGUUUUGUUUUGUUUUUUGGCUUAACUCAGAACCAUGGUGAGCGUUCUGCUUUGUUUUGUUGGAGACAGGGUCUCUGUCACCCAGGCUGGAGUGCAGUGGUGCAAUCACAGCUCACUGCAGCCUCAACCUCCCAGGCCCAAGCAAUCCUCCCACAUGGUGAGCUUUGAAUGGGCAUAGACAGGGUUCCCAGCCCAAUAGUCGGGAUUGGGGUGUAGGUUCUACAUGGGAAAGUAUCCAGUCUCUUGCUUUACUCAGUGUCCUGUGACCACUAGACGCAUGAGAGGGACAACACACUCUUUUCGCUCUACCACAAGGGGUGACUGGAAGAUGAGAAAGUUUAAUAAAAAGAUACAGCCUUA
Molecule: messenger RNA, 2358 nt
Organism: Symphalangus syndactylus (siamang)
Lineage: Eukaryota; Metazoa; Chordata; Mammalia; Primates; Hylobatidae
Gene: FAM219B
Product: family with sequence similarity 219 member B
Source: RefSeq, a predicted model, not a curated record